Messenger RNA from Didymodactylos carnosus, 933 nucleotides. The record is from the annotation of a GenBank genome assembly. NCBI's taxonomy places the organism in Eukaryota, Metazoa, Rotifera, Eurotatoria, Philodinida, Philodinidae.
AUGGAGGUUGUGGAUGGAUUGAAUGUAAAUAUGACAGGAAAAGUGGUUUUGAUUACCGGAGCUUCAUCAGGUAUCGGAAUUGAGACUGCUCGAGCUAUGGCACAUGCCAAAGCGCAUGUAAUUAUCACGGCUAGAGAUAUGAAAAAAGGUAAUGAUGUGGUUACCGAUAUUAAAAGAACAACUGGUAAUAAUAAUGUUGAAGUAAUGGAACUAAAUCAAAGUUCAUUGAAGGCUGUUCGUAAAUUUGUCGAUCAAUAUACAGCACGUAAAUUACCAUUGCAUAUACUUAUUUGUAACGCUGGUAUAAUGGCUACUCCAUAUCAGAAAACGGAAGAUGGAUAUGAAUCUCAGUUUGCUGUUAAUCAUUUAUCACAUUUUCUAUUGACAUUGUUACUAUUACCAAUCUUAAAAGAAAGUAAACCAGCAAGAGUAAUCGUUGUCAGUUCACUAGCUAACAAACGAGGUGGAAUUAAUUUCGAUGAUAUAAAUUGGGAAAAACAUUAUGAUAAAUGGUUAGCCUAUGCUCAAAGUAAGUCGGCAAACAUUUUGUUUGCUAAACAGUUUAAUAAACUGUAUGCCAAAGAGGGUGUAGUUGCAUAUUCAUUGCAUCCUGGAGGAAUUAUGAGCGGACUGCAAAAAGAUUUAACAAGAGAAGAAAUGGAUGCCAUGGGAUGGCUUGAUGAAAAUGGUAAAGCACGAGACGGUUUUAAAACGGUUGAACAAGGUGCAUCGACAACCAUAUGGGCUGCGCUAUCACCUGAGUUAGAAGGAAAAAUUGAUGGAGUUUAUUGUGAAAAUUGUGCUAUUAGUCAGGGCGUCGUACUAGAACGAGAAAAAAUGUAUGGUAUGGGACCGCAUACAAUGGAUCCCGAUGUGGCGAAACGCCUAUGGGAUGUUAGUAUGGAGUUGACCGGAUUAAAUCCGAAAAAAUGA